Messenger RNA from Vitrella brassicaformis, 1185 nucleotides. The record is from the annotation of a GenBank genome assembly. Lineage: Eukaryota; Vitrellaceae.
CUCAUUUUGACCACAGCUGGAGCAAGGCUGGCGGCAGAUCCAUGCCCCGAGCCUUCAUCCAGACCCCUUCAUGGCUCAUCUCUCCCGCAAUGCGACAAAUGGGGAGGCGGCAGGCGGCCUGCUCGGGAGGCGACGCUACACUUGGGGGUGAGAGCAUCGCCUCUGACCCAGCGACUGUCGUGCGGCUCUCUGAUGAGGAGAGCGGUCGGCAGUAUGAGGCUCUCGACGACGUGGAUGUGCUGAUACAGAGGCUGCUGAAUGCUGGCGAGAGUCAGCUGCCGUCCAUUGUGUACAACAGCCUCAGCUUGGUGAAUUCCAAGCAGUUUGAGUACCGCUUCAAGAACAUGAUCGAGCGCGCCCCUGACUCGGAGGAGAAGCGCCGGCUGUCGGCCCUGCUCGUGCGAGUCUACAAGCUGGAGGAGGAGAUCGUGGCUGAGGGGCGCGACAAGCUGACCGCUGCCGAGAGCCAGGCGCAAGAUCUUCUGCAGAUCGCGACGAACGAGAAGGGGGAGUUCUAUUAUCCGCUGCCAUGGGAGGUCAAGGAGCGGGUCCGCACGUUCAUGAGGGACCCCGCCAACCUGCAGCAGAUCGAUGACGGGCAGCUGUUUUCCAUCCAGCGGUGGUACGAGAAGGGCCAGGCCGACGAGCGAGCCUUCCACAUCCUCCCCACCCUGGAGCUCAUUCUGGAGUCAUGGGCGUCUCAGACGGUCCUCAACGAGAUAGAGAACGACAAGCGGCUCAACCCCAGCUCGUGGAUGGCGACCUCUGCGGCCGGUCAGGUGCUGCAGAAGCUCUUCCAAACCGAGAGGCAGUGGUGGUGUGAGGAGCUGGAGAGCGACCUGAUGCCGCGAGGGCCUGAGGGCGAGACCAAGUGCAGCGUUGAGACGGUGCGUGAGACGCUGGAGGAGGUCAUGAAGGACAUCGCACUGCGGCAGAACAUGGGCAGCCGCAAGCAGACCAUCCUGGUGGACUACUUUCGGUCUGUGGGCAAGUGCCUGCGGGAUGUGGAGGACAAGCACGAGCAAGUGGUCAAGGAGCACCUGGCGGAAGAGACUGAGAGCUUCACGCGACUGCCGCCACAAUGAGUGAUGUGAUCUGGUUGCAUGUGUGCGUUUGUCUUCAUGCCUUCCUGAGAGAUCUCCCUUAACCAGCUGGUCUUUCAUUCUCGUUCGUAGCAUGGAGGUG